This is a messenger RNA of Phytophthora infestans T30-4, 1089 nucleotides long. RefSeq lists its product as uncharacterized. Lineage: Eukaryota; Oomycota; Peronosporomycetes; Peronosporales; Peronosporaceae. The transcript is spliced from 3 exons. Bases 1 to 1089 code for a protein of 362 amino acids. The record is from RefSeq and is a predicted model, not a curated record.
AUGGCGUCUUCGUUCCCGCAGGCGCAGCUCGCCUACGAGCUACACGCGUCUCGACCGGACUUUCUUCCCGAGGACUGGAGCGACACCGAUCAGCAGAUCUUUGAGAGUCUUUUGCUUCCCUCACCUUCCUCUUCAUCCCUCGCUGACUCUCGUAAGCGCGUGUCUGUAGAGGAGAAGCGCAUGAAACAUCGAGAGGUGCAGCGCCGCUUCAUGCAGCGCAAGAAGGAGAUGCUGGCAGGCGUCAAGAAGUCCAUCAUAGCGCUCGAGAAACAGGUAGCGGUGCUCAAGCUCUCGAGCGAGCGCGAGGCGUUAGAGACUGAGAACAAGGCGCUGGAGCAUGAAGCGGAUGCCAAGGCCUCCCGGCCAUCAGUCUCCACGCUCGAUGCGCUCGAAAUGAUCUUUCAGCAAGAAGCCAAGGCCGUGGAGCAGCAGUUUACGCCCUUUACAGUACAGCAGUGGCAGGAAAUCGUGUGUCAGACGAUGCAUAGCGUGGAUGCAAUUCUGACCCAGGAGGCGAUGAAAGCCUCAGGAAUGAACGUCAUGGGCUGGUCUGACAGGCGUCUCGUGGAGAACACCAGCGUCAAAUUCACCCUGCACAAGGCCUUCCCGCAUAUUUGCGCCGAGAGAAUCUGGAACAUCACGUGGCAGAGAUUGACGACGGACAGCUACGCCAGUUUCUUCAGCCCUUCGCUAUUUAUUCGGAAACACUUGUUGCAGAAAGUAUGUGACGACGCGAUCAUCAUCUACCGAGUCAUCUGCUACCCUCAGACCGGACGAGUAUCCCGUGCUAUUGAGGUGAUAAGCCGCGUGAGGAGGGAACACGAUUUCGUUUACUUCGAUCGCACGCUGGACCUGCCUGAUGUGAAGGAGCGGGUGUAUGCUACAGAUAUAUGGACCCAGUCUCUGACGGUGCUACGCUUCAUGCCGAGCGAUCCAAAUCGACCGGAAGUCGGUUGCGUAGUACAGUACGGAGGCAACUACGUGAAUAUCCCCGAGGGUGGCGUCAAGUAUUGGCUCAUGGAGGUUCUCUUCCUUGUGCUCCGAUUUGAGUCAUCACUGAUCUCGCCCAUGUUUUCCCUUGGCAAUUAA